Durusdinium trenchii is the source of this 5828-nucleotide messenger RNA. Lineage: Eukaryota; Dinophyceae; Suessiales; Symbiodiniaceae. The record is from the annotation of a GenBank genome assembly.
AUGCGGACAGAGGCUUGGGAAAUCCCUGAUUUGGAGUUUCUCCUGCACGCUUUGCGGAUCAGUUUCGUCGACCCGCGAGGGACCGCCCUGUUUUCGAUUCCAUCUGCUCAGAUUUAUCUCCACGGCAAAGCCCGUGUCCGUUUCCAUAAAGGCAGCAUUCCACAGGAGGAAUAUUUUCUGCAAGUUUUCACUUUCUUGCGCCGGAAAAUACAGUUGCGGGAAUACCGCGAGGCAGUCAAUGCCCGGCGGCUCCUGCAGCAGUCUCUGGAAACCAGUUUGCAGCAAUGCGAGUAUCGAGAAAUUUUAUGGCAUUGCUUCGUAGGCGACUCUUGCAGUGCUUUCUUUGCAAAUUUGACUACCACUUUGCAGCGCACCGUUGCAUUUCAGCAGCAGGUCUGGACUCCACAGGAGUUCUCCGUCUUUUGGGAUCAUAUCCAGCAGGCUGUUGCUGUCAGCUGCACGGAGAUCACCUGGGUCGACCGCUAUCGCGGAGAACCUUUCCGACGGGUGCUACCUACGCAUUCUUUGAUUACUGCUGCUGAGAGCCUUGCCCAUAUCCAUCUGAUUGCGAGCAGCCCCGUGGGCCUGUUGGCCAGGUGGUAUGUCCGCUCUGCAACAGACAAUGCAGCGAUGCCAAUGCAAUGCUCCUGCACCUGCGUGCGGACCAUCCCACGCGAGAAGGGCGUGCUCCUUUGCUCGCCAGGUCACAUGGCCGCAUACCGCACCGAGUUCGAGCAGCUGUUGCAGCCCAACCUUUUUUCUCGACGCUUCCUAGAAAACUGGGCCCAGUCGUUCGAAGAGGAAUUGCCGGUCGGCUAUGUCGGGCUGACUUAUGAACAUUUGCAGAGCGACGCCUGGCUGCUCUACAUUCCCUCUGACAAGCUCAAAGAUUGGGAGGACGGAGUUCCAGAAGCAUGGCUCCAACAAGCUCAACGCACCGAUGUUGCCUUGCAGCGGGAGGUUGGCCCUGCCGAUGCCACUGAGGAAGGUUCCAGCACCUUAGGCAGUGUAAACGCAGCAGUCCUCGAGCCAGGAACCGACUCAAUCGAUCCAAUUCAGCUCUGGAAUACGGCUCUCCUUGCCUGUGAGCGCUUCGACCGCACAGCCAGCACAGACUAUGAAGCGGCGACGGCGCACUUUCGCUUGGCGCAAGAAGCCAUGCAACGCCUAGGGCACAGCGCUAGACAUCCAGCUCUGCAGGCCGCCGAAGAACAUCCGACGAAAGUUUAUGCCUUCCUUCCGCAUGCAGAUCAGCCAUUGGAUAGUUACCAUCCUUCAUUUUGGAGCCUUUGUUUUCCGUGUCUGUUUCCAUACGGGGACGGUAUUGAUGGCCAGUAUCGAACGUCCUUCCUUUCGGACCAUGCCUGGGCAGCUCAUCUUCUUCUUCGCCGGGAUCGUGCCCCAGAGAUGCAUUGGCGCUUGGAUCUCGACUUUGUCGCAGUUCUCUUUUCUGUCUUGCAUCGGCGCCGCCUUCUACGAGCUGUUCGCGUGAAAAUCGCCUCUCCCAGCUUCCAGGCCGCUGUUCCAUCUUUCUGCUCUAUCCCCGAGGCGCUGCGUUCCAAUGACGUUGCUGCAGCCAUGAAGACCAUCCUCCGCCUCUUGCAAACGGUUCAGGGGACCGUGCCACGCACAGAUGCGGCUCGGCGAGUCAUGCGCCAACAAUUGGCGUCCAUGACCAAGUAUCUUGGCUCCCCCUGUGUUUUUUUGACCUUGAACCCAGCUGACGUCUUGCAUCCUUAUACUUGGAAAUUUGCUUUAUCAACAGAUCUACAUGUCCUCGAUCCAGCCCGUUUGGACUCCAGCCUUCGUCUUGCCUUGCAAGACGUAAACCUCUGGCGCAUCGUGGCGCAAGACCCGGCUGCAGCUGUGCAAGCUUUCCACCUACAUGUGCGCCUCUUUUUGGAGAUACUGCUGGAUGUCAACGCUUCUGCAACCCAUCUGGAGCCAGAUGGCAUUGCUUCGUCCACGGUCCGUGGCAUUUUGACACCUUUAUCAGGCGCUUUUGGAUCCAUUGAGCCACAGCAACGCGGAAGCCUACACAUUCACUUCUUGCUUUUCUGUUAUGGGUUCCACAGUCCGCAGACCUUGCUGCGUCGGUUUGCUACUCAGUUGCCUUUACUGGAGUCUCGCCUUUGGGCUUGGGUGCAGUCUAUCGUGGCCACCGCCUUUGAGGCAGUGCCACGUAUGUUUGCUUUGGACGCGGACGCUUUGCGGUCUCUUCGCCCGUUUCCUUACUCAGAUCAGAACUUGAGAGUCAUGCACCCGAGCUAUCGGCAACAUAUUCUGGAUGCCGGGCAGCAUUGGUUCGCUGGCGCACCUGCCGCUCUCCUACCAGCAGUGGAGCCGUUCAUCAACCCUUUCACGGACAACCUCGACACAGGCACGUCAUGGACACCGUGGAGUUUGGAGUACCUGAGGCAUCUUGAUCAAAGGCCUUUAUCGGUGCCAGAGAGUACCAUGCUUUUAUUCGAUUUACGAGGAUCGGUUCUGCACUCUGGCCUUCUGCAUUCCUGCAAGGAAAAAACUUGCUAUAAAGGCAAGUUGGGCCGUCGGGGUUACUGUCGCCUCGGAUUCUGGCAUUGGUUGGACAUAAGUUCGCCCGACCACCCGCAUACGUGGGAACGCUGUCAUGGGAUAGCCCUAUGCCCAGAACCUACCCUGGGUGUGCAGCCCCCUUCCUUGCACGCUUUUGAGACGAUACGACAUCAUCAGUUUUUUGGCCGCGUGAAUCCCGCCAUCCUUGCGACAACCAAAUGCAAUCACGACGUCUCUUUGCUGUUGCGGUUCCCCCCUUGUGCCAUAGAUGCCCCGGAUCCAGUGGCUGACAUUCAGGCUCGGAUGGCCACAAACAUGGGAAACCUGCUCUUCUAUGUGACCUGCUACACCACCAAAGUGCAGCCACAACUCACUUCACUGUGGUCUUUGUUGCAAGCGGCGGCGCAAAAGUCUACAGAGGCACUGCAGCCACCGGCUCCGGUACUACCACAUCAAGUGCAGGCCCGCACCACUUUGUCUCGCCUACUUCUGGCGUGCCAGAAACGAUGUCGCAAGUCAAUGCAGGAGAUGGUCUCUUACCUUUUGGGCUACGAUGAAUUUUAUUGCACGCACCAAUUCCACAAAUUGUUUUAUGGCGCUCUUGCUGCGCAACUGCAGCAACUUCAUCCUAUCCUCGUAGAGUCAGCUGCUGUAGCAGAGCUGGAGGCCCAGGACUCCGUACUGGUUCAGCCGGACAUCGCCCCAGAGCAACCGGAAACGGCACCAGCUUCCAGUUGGCGACUCGUGUCUUUGUCGCAUGUGGAUUACCAGUUUCGCGGCGCAGACCUCGCCGAUUGGCCUCUCUACUUUGAUGCCGCUGGUGUCACUCGGGUAAUGGCUUCCAAAAGCAGUCUACAAACACCGGGCUGUAUCCCUUUUACUGCCGACCAUAUCUGCUGUCAGGGUGCGAGGCAACAAGUUCUCACACAGUCACCGUGGCGGAUACCGCAUUUGAUAGGUCCUCGCAUUCCUGGUGUCGAGGAGCAUCCUGACAAACGCGGCUUACUGCUUUUGUUGCUCUCCAAACCAUGGUUUUCUCUCCGCGAUCUCUUGCCAUUGACUUGCAAUGCAGUCACUUGGGCCGAUGCUUGGGAGUCUUGGUACAACCACCUCCAACAACUUCAUGGAGAUGGCGCUGCCCGUGCAGACGUGCUGUCGCCAGCCUUCUGGGCACAGCGAACCAUUCACGUGGUUGGCAACAUCGACAACGAGUCUACGGCUGAUCCAGCCUCCGCAAGCAGAGAGCAAGCCCUCAAUCCUGAUGCUCUAUACGGCGUGCCAGACACAACCACUGUGGAGCACAGCCAUGCUACUGGACAUGACCAUGCAGAAUCCGAGAGCGAUCUUGAAUUCGAUCCUGACCACCUCCACGCCGACCCCGACCUCCACCUGGAUGAGGCCAAGUCUCCCUUCCCACCGAUUUUUCUACGCGCCUUGCCUGAGCAUGCCGCUACUAUGGCGCCAAACCGUUCCAGUCCUGCAUUUUCCGCAACAUGGGACAUCCUUCAGCCGCUGGCUCGUUCAGAACUUUUUCCUGGCGCUUUCGCGUCGGCCAGCUAUGUAGCGCAUUUCCGGUCCAUCGAUGACAACAUCAUGCUGCACUCAAUGCCUGCUGGACAAGGCCCCCCUGUGGUCCCGUGGCAGCUACCAGAUUAUGUGCCCACUAAGCGGCUUCAGCAAGAAGAACUUGACUGGGACUUGACCAAACGGCUUGCGCCAGCAGCCUUUGCUGCCGCACCGCCCCGCGGUACAGACUUCCAAUUGCCCUGUCUGCCCAAAACAGAGCGCAUCGUUCUUGAGCAGGCUGAGGCCUGGUUGCUCCAUGGAUGUUGCGAUUCCAGCCCCGGUGUUCUCAACCUGAAGCAGGCAGCAUAUCUACUGCUCAUUGCCAUUCUGGUUUCUGGUGAAACUUUGCACGCCUGUUUGUCUUUGCCUCUGGACCUGACCGAUGCGACGGCUGGUGCUCAGCUCGGCGUCCAGAAGGACGACUUGCAAGCGGCUUGGAGCCAAAUCAAGACCUUGUUCAUAGACGAGGUUUCCAUGAUUUCCAACGAGCUGCUGGCCUUCGUGGACCUACGAUGUCGACAACUCUGCCGGAAUCAGGCAAUGGUGCCCUGGGGCGGCCUCUCCUUACGAUUGUCGGGCGAUUUUCAUCAGCUGCCACCCGUCCAAGCCACUUGUUUGAUCAAACCUGUUGCAUCUCAACUCCACAACGCAGAAGCUGCGUCCGGCAGGCUUCAGAUGGUGCAAGCCGGCGCCUCGUUGUGGAAGACCGUCGACUCCGUUUUGAUCCUGACCCACAGCCACCGCUGCUCUGGACCUUUGAGCACCCUGCUGCAAGAACUUGUCAGCGACAAAGGCAUCUCCGACGAAUCCUGGCAACAUUUGGUCGCCCGCAGCCUUGGAGCCAAUGACCCGCGGUUACAAGAGCCAAAAUUCCACGCAGAGCGGUGUCCUGUUGGAGUGCUGCGACAUUCCAUCCGCAGCGCGAAGAGUCUGCAGCGAGCCCAGCAUGCUGCCUUUGCCAGCGGCCACCGGUUGCUGAUAGCUAUGGCCGCUGAUCGCAUAUCCGGCUCUAAUAGACCCAUCGGUCUGACGCCCGAUCUGGGCAUGGAAGCUGCUUCCGCGCACAACUUGACGACCACCGCGAAUCUUCCGGCUAUGCUGUACCUCUUUUCUGGUUUGCAACUCUGCUUGGAAAGCAAGCUGUGUGUAGAAUUGGGCGUCGUCCGCGGUUGCACUGCUAUCGUCGAUGCCAUCCUGCUCGCUGACAACGAACCGCGCCUGGGCUCUGAGAUUCGCUUCCUCUCUGAAUUUUCCUUUUGUUCAUUUUUCCUGCUGAGGCAUUUUGAUCCAGACCCGACUCUACCACCGCACGCAUUGCUUUUCCUACCCAUUGGCCUCAUCCUUCGAGUACCGAAUGCUACGUGGAUCAAGCACGCUGAUCUCGGACCUGGUCGUUUCUUUCUAGGACCUACUACGAGGAGCUGGCGGUUUUACCCCACUAGCGUGCCCACUGCCCAUGCCCUGUUGGAUCGAGAUCAACGGGCCUACCUACAGGUACAGCGGGCCCAACUGCCCUGCACCAAUUUGUUCGCCUUGACAGCGUACAAUCUUCAGGGGCAGACCCUCCCAGCGAUUAUUCUGGAUCUCGCUAAGCCACCGUAUAUCAAGAAUGACGACUACUGGAUUGCUUGUUUGGUACUUCUCAGCCGGGUGCCAACCUUCGAUGACUUGCUCCUCGUUCGUUUGCCCGACCGAAAGUCUUUGAGCAGGCCACGGCCUGACUACCU